GUUCGCAUCUUUCUCCACCAUUCCUCGGUGCCCUUCAGCGUCACCCCAGCCUCUCCAACUGCGGCGAUCACGGAAGCAGAAGUGAAGUCUGUGCAGGCAGCAUGGGCCGGUGCGAUCAAGAGUAUCUCCCAGACCUACCUUGAUGGAGGGGACUACGUCGCGGCGGCCACCGAAGCAGCUAGUGCGCUGUAUGGCUAUGGCCACACCAAUGUUCUCUUCAAGCCAACCAAGGCAGCCGAAAAACAGUUUCGACCCGCUGCCGAUGGGAGCAAGACCAAAGUGGAGUACACGUUCGGCUACAAGCGGAACGCUGACGGCAAGCUGCGAAUCUUCCUGCACCACUCGUCAGUGCCUUACAGUCUGCCGCCAGCCACUUCAACUGCAAAGAUCUCCGACGAAGAAGUGAAGAGCGUGCAGGCAGCAUGGGCGAAUGCCAUCAAGAGUAUCUCCAAGACCUACCUGACAGGAGGGGACUACGUCGCAGCAGCCAAGGCACCGUUUCGACCAACUGGUGCAGAUGCCAUGUCCUACUUUGUUGGGCACAAAGCAGUCGAGAAUGGCUAUGUUGAGGAUGCUGGUUUCGCCAUCAACGGUGGGAAAGGGUGGUCUGACUUGGUUUUUGAAAACCACAAGAUUGACAUCGCUGGCGAUGUUGCCAUUGCGAUGGGCACCUACGUCUUCACCAACGCUGCAGGAUGGUCACACGUGGUCUUCCGGAACCGCAAAAAUCGCAGUCAUGACGAUGUUGCCAUUGCCGUAGCCAGCUACUUCUUCACCAGCGCUGCCGAGGAGCAAGGGGGAGCCUGCGAUGACGAGACACGAACCUCUUUCCGUUUCGACCAGCUGCCACAGAACGCCGACGGCAAGGUGCGCAUCUUCUUGAGCCACUCGCAGCGUGGCAAUUGCCAUCAAGCGUAUUUCCCCUCUGUGGCACCUUCUGAUCUAUGCACCUUCGUGCCAUUGGGGUUGUUGACCGGGUGGCUGUAUUGGCCAGCUGGGAGCUCUGACUUUGCAGGUGGCAUCGUGGUGCAAAUCGGCUCAGGUGUGUCUGGAUUCGUUGCUCGUGCAAUCCUUGGCCCACGCAAGCACGUUUCGAAGGACCUCGACCCAGCCAAUGCCCCCUUCGUGAUCUUGGGUGGCUGCCUUCUUGGUUUGGCUGGUUGGGAUUCAUCGGUGGCUCUGCUUUGUCCACCACGAUGGAAGGCGGCUCGUGCAGUGGCAGCCACUUUCGUGGCUGCGGCGUACUCCAUGCUGACGUAA
Molecule: messenger RNA, 1260 nt
Organism: Symbiodinium sp. CCMP2456
Lineage: Eukaryota; Dinophyceae; Suessiales; Symbiodiniaceae
Source: the annotation of a GenBank genome assembly